AUGGUUCGUGGCUUUAGUUUUCGACUCUCGUAUCGAGUCAUUUUCUUUUCCUUCUGUCUGAUUUUUGCCUGUUUUUAUCAUGGUGGUGGUUCAGAGUAUGACAGACGAGAAGAUAAAACAAAACCGAACAAAUUAAAAAAAGAAUUCAAAAGUAAACCCUUGAAUGUUGACGUUUCUUUCGAACAAGACGAACGCGUCUCUAACUUGACAGAAAAUGCGAAACAAAUCAAUGGCCGCAAGGCGCGGAAGAAGACUAAUCUUUCAAAGAUGGUUAGAAAAGGUAAAUUUUGAAAAUGUGAGAAUGUUAGCACUUCAGAAGAAGUAAUUGUUAAUUAUAAUUUAUUUUUAGGAACUGCGAUGAAGACACUCCGAUAUGAAAGAAUACAAAAAAGUCCAGUACUGCCUUUUUCAACUUCAUCGCCGUCAGAGGUAAACGUUCCACGCGAAGAAUCAACAACCAUCUCCCUCUCAAAUGAGACAGAAUGGCUAAACGAUGGCAGUAAAAAUAUAUCUUCAUUGGAAAAUCAAAUUUUUCACGAGAAUGACCUGAGAGAAACAGAAAAAAGAGAAACGUCCUCUUCACUCACAACUCAACAUCUCCGGAGCAGACGUGAAAUUGAUUCGAAAUCUGAGUAUACCCAGGAAGAUCUAUCAGUGUGCAACGAUUCAAUCAUCAGUAUAAAAUACGAUGAUCAAUACAAAGUUCAGACUGACUUUUCAAUACUCUAUAAGAACAAGGUGUACGAUUAUACUGAGUAUCGUGUUUUGAAUGACAGCAUAAAGAUUUGUAACUCCACUGAUAACUACCUACAGAAGAAAUGGAAAGAACGCAAUAAGUUGGUAAAGGGGGCAAUGCAAAGAAGUUGCAAUAAACUCGCUGUAUACUUUCUCUUUUCCCAAUGGCAAUACACUGUGCUCAAGGAUUUUAGAGUUCGCAUUUUGGCAACAAAGCAGCUGAUAACAAAGUACGAUUAUGCUGUAUAUAAAGGUAAACUUAUGACAUGUGUGACCGAAUGCGCCAAUUUUACCUUUACUAUAAAAUAUGAAGAUGAAUACAGAGUAUGGAACAACUUCUCAAUGAUGUACCAAGGUCGAAUGUACUCUUAUGAUGAGUACAAAAUAACGGAUGAUGGUCUACAUGUUUGUAAUUCUUCUGACCGUCUCAUUAAAGAAAAAUGGCGGAAUUUCAUUGUUUCGGAAAAGAUAACGAUAGCUUUCAAACAGUGUAAUGUAUUGGUGGACGGUUUUUACUCCGAAAAUUACACAUUACAUACAAACUUUACUGUUUUCUUCAAACCUACCAAUCAAAAUUUUACAAGGCAAGAUUACGGAGUAAUUAUGGGGUAUUUUGCAAUUUGUUCAAGAAAGCUCAGAUUGUCCUGCAAUGAUGAUUUGGUCAAAGUAAAGUACGGUGAACAAUACAAUGUUUUUAAAAACUUUUCGCUGUUUUACCACAACAAAAUAUACGAUUAUCGCGAAUAUAGAUUAAGUCGCAACAGUCUUCAAAUGUGUGGUUCCAAUGAUUCAAGAGUUCAGGCGAUUUGGAGAACGCGAAAUUCGUGGCAAAAGUCAUUACCCGCAUCCUGUUAUCGUUCUUAUACAUUAAAUGCAAGAUACUACACUGUGACAAAGCAGUUUGCUGUGUAUUCGGCAGAUAACGGUCAAUAUUUCAAACGAAAUGACUAUGCGGUGAUAGACGGUAAACCUUAUGUAUGCGGCAAAGAAAACUUAAGACCAAUAUACGUAAUUACGAACUUUAAGAUUAUUAUAGCACCAUUAUGUGCUUUAGCACUUUCUAUUAUUUCUUUGCUAUUGUUGUUGAUAGUUUACUGCAUGCUUCCAGAACUGCGCACACUUCCUGGUUUGAAUUUAAUGAGUUUUAGCUUUGCCUUGCUGUUGUGGCAGACUUACCUUGUAGUAUUUUUGUCACUGUAUUCUCAUGUAGGUAAACUGUUUGAGAUAUGGUGUGCUAGGCUGUUUGUGGCAAAUAAGUUUAUGACGUAUAGUAUAAUUAUGAAUGCUGCUGUUAAUAUCUAUCACUUAAGGAAAACAUUUUGUGGCAAUACUCUAGUGAAAUCCGAUGAACUGAAGAAGUGGAACAGGUUUUUGAAGUAUAGUUUCUUUAGCUGGGGAGUUCCUGUCAUUAUAACGAUUGUUUAUAUUGUACUAGCAAAGGAAGAUGUUCUAAGGUUAGAUCAACCUAUAGCGUCUGUGAAGAACGAUGUUCAAUCAAAAAGAUUUUAUCGACACAUUGACAUUUUACUUGCGAAUGGAAAUAAUAUAGGGAUUUAUCACCGUAUUGCAUCCUUGAAGGGAGAUGUCCUUCGGUCAAAGUCGAGGUUUAAUCGAAGCACUGACACUGUACGUGAAGAUGCCCAGUCACGGUUUAAUCAAAGCACUGUAUUUGGGAAGCAAGAUGCGACGGAAGAUGAUGCAAAGAUUUAUCAACCUGUUGUAUCUUUGAAGAAAGAUGUUCGGUCAAGCUUAAAGUUUUAUGAACGCAUUGUAUUUGCGAAUGGAAAUGGGAAGGAAGAUGAUGCAAGGAUUUAUCAACAGAUCUCUGGAGAUUGUAUCAAUGGUCGAAUUACUCCCGAUUGGUCAGCUGCUGUUGAUGUAUAUGGUAUUCAAGGUUGUCUUUUGUUGUACAUUAUUGGAAUGUUCAUCCUCACUGCUUAUCGAAUUCGCCAAAAACUCAAGGCAAGCAGGAACAUUGCACAGAAAUCGAAUAUUGUUAGGCGUCGUAAAUUUGUCAUAUUGCUCAAGCUGUCAGCCACUACAGCGUUUGCCUUGAGUUAUUGGUUUCCUCUCUUCAUAUCUAGAAUCGUGGAUUUUGAUUUCGAGAUAAAGAUAGCGUUGUAUACUGUAGCGUUGCUUACUGGUGCCUACAUUGGUAUUGCGUUUGUCUUCACACGAAGAAAUUACCAGUUGCUCAAGAAAAAAUAUUUCCCAGCAAAGAAUAAUCCGCCAGUUAACGAAAUUCCGCUGAAUAGACUAUAAUAGAAGUAAGUCGGCUGUAUAAGUGAAUAAGUAAUUAAGUAAUCAAGCAAGUUAAGCAGGCAAGCACGUAUUAAUUAAUAUAUGAAGAAAACAUGUGUGUAUAUAGAGCAAGUAUAAUUAAACAGUAAUUAAUGAACAGUUAUUAAUUUGAAAUCUAGUAUGUAAAUGUAAUCAUGUACACUACUUGUAAAAAAGGCAACGUAUUCUACCCAAAGUGAAAACGC
This is a messenger RNA of Paramuricea clavata, 3221 nucleotides long. Lineage: Eukaryota; Metazoa; Cnidaria; Anthozoa; Malacalcyonacea; Plexauridae. The record is from the annotation of a GenBank genome assembly.